GAAGGUCGGAAGUGUUUGUAAAUACUAGAACACCUGUUUUUGAUAGUUUCCAAGGUCAGUCGCAUUUCAAACUGUAGAAAAGUUAUCAUCAACGGAUAUAUGCUUAUGGUUAUUUCGGCCAACUCAAUAAUGACUAUAUGAUCCUAGAUUUUUCAACCAAUUCCAAUACGUUUAUGUACUACUUUGUUCUCAUCAUGCAGAAGCGCAUUUUAUUCGAAGCUAACUCAAUGAAUCCAUUUUUCAGAUGUCAUAUAUCCGGCGCUUCGAACAUAUCCUUGGUCAAAUCGAAUCUUCUUCACACUCAAGUUGUGAAAUUAUCUACAUCUCAACAGUUGACACAUUUGGAAUUCAUGUACGAAAAAAUGUGUUCGAGAAUCUUGUACCGGUUUUUAAUAUUUCGCAUAUUUAUAUCCAGCGAGCAAGAUUUUAAAUUUGAUCUAAAGUUUUCUACCAACGAAAGAAGACCACUUAUCUUCACUUUUUCUACAAAGAUUCAGUCUAUAACCAUCAAGAAGUUUACUGUGAUGGUUCCUUUGUCCACGGUUCUAAGAUCAGCGUGGUUAAAUCUUACGAUUGAUUUGUUUUCUUUUAUACACGACUUAAAUGUUCAAAAUGGCCUUAAGAAGCUACAAACCAUCACGGUCUACCCAUUUUGCUAUUUGUCCGAGCUUUCAGUCACUUCAUCCUCCAUCAGUGAUGUUUCCAUUCUCGAUAAUCUUCAAACUUCAGAAAAUAACACGCCAGAAAUUUACCAGGUUCUGAACGUUCCGAAAAUUCGUUUGAAUGAAUGGAGAAGAGCUGAACGGAUAAAUUUACGAGGGAGUGAAAACUCAAAGAAUCUUUUAAAGGUAUCACAAUUAACUACAGGUGGUGACCAAUCAUGUACGAAAUCAUCUCAUUCCUCAUCAGUAGAGGGUGAGAAAUGCAUUUUAGGAGGACAAAAUUCCGAAAGGAAACGAAUAUCUCUGCAAAUUAACAGGGUUUGCAUUAAUGAACAGAGUUCUACAGGUUUUAAUAAAGUACCUACUGGUUCAGAUGUUUCUAAAGAUCCAAGAAGUUUUAGCGCCGGUGCCAUUUCCAAUCGUCUAACUAAUACUGCCAAAAAUUCUACAAGUUUAUUGUAUUAUCCAGAACAAAAUAUCAAUUCAAAUCAACUAAAAGUUAUGAAUAAUAUGAAAUCAGAAAUAGAGCAGUCCUAUCAACAGCAAUAUGAUAUAGAAAAACAAUAUCAGUCCAUUCGUUUAGGCGGUUUAUAUUUAUUUAAUAGUCUACCUCAACCUGCACCAAGCUUUUUCACGCAAACAUGUAUUAAAGAAAUCGAAACUAAAGAGAUCGAUGAAAAAUUAGAGAAUAAGGACAUUGUAAUCUGCUCAAAAAGUCCUUAUUUACAACGUAUUAGUAUAGAUCAUCAUUCGUUAAAAGAAUUAACUGAUGCAGAUUUGAAAUUUAAAGUGAUUAUGGCAUCUACUACAUAUCAUUUAAAUAAUGAUACUCCUUUAUCAAAUGAAUAUACCAUCUUGGGACCAAAUGAGAAUUUAUUAGAAAAAACCGACUCAUAUAAAUCUAAUGAAAAUGAUGAAAAUAAUAAAAUGGUUUGUACACCACCUCCUAUCGAUUUAGCCGGAUAUGAACAAUCUGAUGAUUUAUCCGCCAGUUUUGAAGAGUCACUUUUAGCUAGUCUUAAACAAGCAGUACUUGGUGAAGCUAUAGAACCUGAUUUACAGUUUUUAUCAUCAUCAAAACAACAAAUGACCAGUAAUAAUCAUAAUAACAAGUUAAGAAAAACAAUUAAAACACCAAUGACAAAUGUGAAAUAUCCACGUUCUGAAAUAUCAAAACCAAUACCAGUACCAUCACAAAGUCCAUCAUUAAAUCCUCUUAAAAAGAACAUGUUAAAUACAAUUGAAAAUGAAAAAUGUGAUAUUGUGAUUGCACUUCAAAAACAAAUAUUAAAUGUCAGCUUCAGUGACAAUGAUGAUUACAAUGCGGGCGAUGAUACCACUACAACCGAUGGUUUAGGAUCAUUAAUUUAUUUACGUUAUCACUUGGCACGUCAUCAUCAGCAUUACGAACAUGAAGAUCAACACCUAGUUCAUGAAAGCUGUGAUGGUCAUUUACCAGUGGGUAUGAAUCACCAGUUAUUAACAAAAUCAAAGAAAAGCACUUGUCAACAAGAUAGUUACACGUGUAGAAAUGAAAAUGAUCCUGCCAUACUUACUCCUUCUCGUGCGUCAUCGUUGGUUCAUCAACGUACACACAGUACAGAUGAUGUAUCACAAUUAAUUACAGGUUUUGAAUUGUCCAGUCAUUGGGGUACUGAAACAGCAAACUCAUCUAAUGAAAGUAUAUCAUAUUCAGUAUGUGAAAGUAUUACAUCACCUUUGCCUCAAUCAUAUCAACUUGUACAACAUACAUCUUCUGUUAAUCACAUAAAAUUACAAAAUACUGUGUCAGUUAAUAAAGAACUGGUCAAUAGUAAUAAUAAUAAUAGUUCUGACAAACUAUUUGAUAUAAAUUCAAAUCAUGGGCUUAUCGAAUUAAUUUAUGAUCCAAUAUUGAAAUGUUACUAUGAUCCUAAAUCUGGACGUUUUUAUGAAUUAAUCUGAUGAGCUCUAGAAUAGAGAUAAUAUGAAGAGAGAAAUAGAGAAUGCUAUUGCAUAUAGAUAAUAUUUAUCAUGAUAAUUGUACUACUGAUGUAAUAUUUUUGUUUUGUUCACCAUGUAGCUUUGUGGAUAUUUUUUUAGUUGCACAUUGUUACUUCUAGUACACGAGUAUUUUUGUUAAAUAAAUAAGAAAUACUACUUCUAAUACAAUUACUACUGUUAAAGUCACUAUCAGUAAUAUUUUCUUUAUAGUUUCCAGAACAUUCUUUUUAUACUUAUUCCUUCUAAGCAUAGACCUUUUUUAACUGUGAUUAUGAAUCAAAAGAUGUUGAGGAUUUAGUCUUCAGUAAAAAUUUAAUGUCUGUCUUAAUUUAUGUAUCAUAGAAAUUAUUUGUAAAUAUGUCCGAUUUCAUUAAUUAUUGUAAAUAUAUUGAAAUACUGAUAUUUUCAAAUAUCAGCAUUGUACUUAUAAAAUCUGUAAAGAAGAAAUAUAAUGUACGAUUUGUAACUGAUUAAAAGGUUGUUUUUCUACGUGACAGAUGAAACGAUUAUUGUAAACUUAUAAUUAUUGAAAGGCUAUUUCAUCUUAUUCACUCUCCAUGGCGUAUACAGAUGUAGAAGCGAGUGGAGAAAGCUUGGGGUUCUAUUAUAGUCAAAGUAGUCCGAGAAAUACUUACUGCUUAUUUCGGUGAAUUACUCAAAUGUUACUACUGGCUAGUUGUUUUUUUUGUUGUAUGAGCUUCAUUCUGAGCCUUGUGUAACUACUUGAUAUUUAGUAAUUUAAAUGUAAUCACAAUAUUGUGUACACUGAUCAUAAUAAUAAUUCCAAUUUCCUUCAA
Schistosoma mattheei is the source of this 3442-nucleotide messenger RNA. Lineage: Eukaryota; Metazoa; Platyhelminthes; Trematoda; Strigeidida; Schistosomatidae. The record is from the annotation of a GenBank genome assembly.